CCAUACACCCAUGUAGCUUGCAGAACGGCUGAGCUCCCAAGCAAGGAAAACUACCUUUUGGAGAAUAGAGCUAGUUGCGCAUUGUGAACCUCGGAACGCGGAGUUCGAUCGACGGUUCGGCCGCCAGGCGAAAGCGUGCUGUCUUGCGGUGUCUGUUUUGGAGAGUUACAUUCCUGGUGUUACCGUUAGGUGUCGGAUGAUUGUUUCAAAUUAAGAACUGUCAUGCAAGCCUCAGAAGAUGCGCCAGUUCAAGUGCCAGAAGUGUACGAAGGCUUUUGGGCAUAAGCGGAGCCUCAUCCGACACGAUAAAGACACUCACGGGAAAGCCCAAGAAGGCUUCCCCUGCCCACUUUGCUCUACAAGGGUUAGGAGAAAAGACAACCUCCGACGCCACUGUAAAAAACAUCACCUGACUAGUAACCUGGAUGAACUCAUGACGAGUACCAGUGCACCAGCGAUCCAGGGUCCUGAAAUUCUGCCCGUGACCCCAGAAAUAUCUGGAAUUUCAUCUCCCCCAAUCUCUGGGGCAUUCCCUCCAGCAACCCCAGUGUCCUCUGGUGGUAAUCUGUUGGAAAGUGCAGAUAUGCAAGUGCAGGAGUAUUUUACUUUACUUGAUGAGGACAGCCUGGAUAUAGGUCAGCUCUUCCAAGGAGAAGAUUCUGUAAUAAGUCUGCCGACGGAUGCACCAGAUCUUCUGCAGGUGCCUUCUUCUGGCUCUGGAGCCCCAACUUCUCCAGUCCCACCUGCACCCAAAUCCCUCCCACUGCCUUUAAGGCCGUCUGGCAGCAUUCAGGAUCAGGAAUGCCGACAUUUUUCAUCAUCAUAUAAAGAGAGUCUUGAUGAGGAACACCCAUCUAUGGCUGAAGACUCUCUGUAUUCUCGGUCUGAAACCCCAACUUCUCCAGUCUCGCCAGCUCCCACAUCAAUCCCAGUACGUUUACCAGCGCGAUCUGGUGGCAAGCCUAUGGCAAUGUUAAGGCUGAUGAACAGGGAGAUUUUUGAUGAGAAGAGCCUGAAUGGGGAUAACCCGGAUGACGCUGAACAGUCUUCAACGCGUCUUGUCUCAGAGCCUCAGCUGGCGCCUGCUAUGAGUUCUGGAACACUGACUCCUCCAAUCUCACCGGCAUCCUCCCCACUUCCAGAGAAAAUCAUAACCGAAGAAAUCACUAAGUUCUAUGACGAGGGAUUGCUCAGAAAGGUUCGACGCCGCCGAAGUAUCUAUGAGUAUUAGAGUAAUAAGUGACAGUCUGGGCUUAGUUUCACCGCGAGGAUUUUUUUUUUUUUUUUUUGGUAUUUUGAAUGUUUAUAACAUUAGUGUUCAAAGAGUUCAAGAUUGAUGUUCAACGUUUGAAUACGGGCGCCACAACAGUGCGCCUCCAAGAGUUUGAAACGCGUUGGCUAAUCACAGUGCGCAAAUCUGUCGACCCUUUCCAAACACG
Messenger RNA from Acanthaster planci (crown-of-thorns starfish), 1439 nucleotides. RefSeq lists its product as uncharacterized. Lineage: Eukaryota; Metazoa; Echinodermata; Asteroidea; Valvatida; Acanthasteridae. The record is from RefSeq and is a predicted model, not a curated record.